This is a messenger RNA of Aphis gossypii (cotton aphid), 573 nucleotides long. RefSeq lists its product as uncharacterized. The record is from RefSeq and is a predicted model, not a curated record. Bases 166 to 573 code for a protein of 135 amino acids. The transcript has 6 exons. Lineage: Eukaryota; Metazoa; Arthropoda; Insecta; Hemiptera; Aphididae.
AGUUAUAUAGAUUAAUUGAGGGACAAACCACACAUUUAUUUAUGUACACACGUAAUAUAACGAAAAUUAUUAAUAUUGGAAGUGGUGGUUUGGUCAGCGGCAUUACUAAUUUGUUAUAAGCUCAAUCUCAUUUUCGUCACGAAGCUCGACAGAACUAAAUAAAAAAUGGCAUAUACAAUUGUCCAUAAUAAUUAUUACUAUGGGAUGGAGCCCCCCAAAACUACGCCAGAGAAAACUGUUGUUGCAAAUGCUACAAGUGUAGCAAAUGCAAUAAAAAAGAAAAAAAAUUACAAACCAAAAUGCCAUGUUUGCAAAAAGAAACACAGAGGGCCCUGUAAGGCCACAACACAAAAAAAAAAUAAAAUAAAGAAAAAAUGCCAAGUUUGCCAUAAGUGGCAUUUUGGCGUUUGCUGGUGGCAGGAUGCAAACCAUGUGACUGGUGAUUUGAGGGACGUUCUUAACAAACAAAGACAUAAAGCAGAUACUCCUACUCAGAUCACCAGUCUCAUGGAUGCAAUGGUGAUAAACCCGGGACCGGUAAUGACCCCAUCACCAAACAUGGUCAUCAAUUAA